Molecule: messenger RNA, 1170 nt
Organism: Lingula anatina
Lineage: Eukaryota; Metazoa; Brachiopoda; Lingulata; Lingulida; Lingulidae
Biological process (GO): fatty acid alpha-oxidation
Cellular component (GO): peroxisomal matrix
Molecular function (GO): FMN binding; (S)-2-hydroxy-acid oxidase activity
Source: RefSeq, a predicted model, not a curated record
CACCUGUCGAGGCAGCCAAGAUGGCAGAUGGUGACUCUAUUCCGGUUUGCCUGGACGACGUAGAGGCAAUUGCAUUGAAAAAGAUGUCUAAAAAUGCCUACGAUCACUAUAGAAGUGGUGCCGAUGAUCAACAGACUCUCGGGGACAACAGGGCCGCUUUCAAGAGAUAUCGACUGAGGCCAAUGUUUCUGCGUCGAGACGUCUCCACGCGAGAUCUCGUCACCACCAUACAGGGCGUGCCAGUAGAUUUCCCAGUCGGCAUCGCGCCAACUGCCGUACAGCGCAUGGCGCACCCGGACGGAGAAGUGGCAACAGCCAGAGCUGCAGCGUCAGUGCGUUCUUGCAUGAUCCUCAGUACAUAUGCUACCUCCACAAUGGAAGCGGUCGCCGACGCCACACCAGAUGGCCUGCGCUGGUUUCAGCUCUACGUUUUUAAAAACCAAAAACAGACGGAGGAUCUUAUACGUAGAGCUGAGCAGAGCGGCUACAGGGCAUUGGUGCUGACCAUUGACUGCUACCAUUCAGGAAUGAAACGAGCCGAUAUCAGAAACAAGUUUACUUUGCCAAAGCACCUAAGAACUGAGAAUUUAUCCGACGACGGAAAGCCAUAUGACGGAGUGUGUGGACUUGGAUUUGCACCGUUGUUAUGGAGUGAUGUGAAGAAGUUGAAAAGUUUCACAAAACUCCCUGUGGUUGUUAAAGGUGUUCUCACAGGUGAAGACGCCGUCAGGGCAGUAGAGAGUGGUGUAGACGGGAUCAUGGUAUCAAACCAUGGAGGGCGUCAGCUCGACGGUGUGCCUGCCUCGAUAGACGUGUUGUCCGAGGUUGUCCAAGCUGUCCAGGGGCGGUGUGAGGUCUACCUAGACGGUGGGGUUAGGUCAGGGACCGAUGUUCUUAAAGCUUUGGCGCUUGGCGCACGCGCAGUCUUUAUCGGCCGACCUGCGCUGUACGGAUUGGCUUACAAUGGGGAAGCAGGCGUGAAAUUGGUUCUACAGAUGUUGAGAGAUGAACUCAGCUUGGCAAUGGCUCUAGCAGGCUGUGCCAGCAUCGGGGAUAUCAAGCGUUCUUUAGUUGUCCACGAGAGUCAUUAUCUGCAACCAAAGCUGUAAUUUCCAUUAUACCCAUACUUAUUUAUUUAUUUAUUUAUUUAUUUAUUUAUUUAUUUAUUUA